AUCCCAUCCUGCCAUGGGACAGGGGAGAGAAAUGGCUGCAGAGGAGCCUGUUCAGGGGCCAGUGACCUUUGGGGAGGUGGCUUUGUAUUUCUCGAGGGAAGAGUGGGCUCUGCUGGACUCUGCUCAGAGAGCCCUCUACAGAGACGUUAUGCAGGAGAACUAUGAGAAUGUGACCUCGCUGGCAGAUAUGUGGGUAUUUCAAUACAUCAUAAGCACAGUGUUCAUCAUCUUCAAGGACCGGGGGAGCUGGUCCUGGGAAUUCACUGCUUUACCAAGUGUGACACUGUAUGGAAUUGGUUUCCAGUUUCCCAACCUGAUGUGAUCUCCCAGCUGGAACAA
This is a messenger RNA of Mauremys mutica (yellowpond turtle), 339 nucleotides long. Its product is annotated as zinc finger protein 620-like. The record is from RefSeq and is a predicted model, not a curated record. The transcript has 4 exons. Gene Ontology annotation, biological process: regulation of DNA-templated transcription. The coding region runs from base 14 to 322 and encodes 102 amino acids. Lineage: Eukaryota; Metazoa; Chordata; Testudines; Geoemydidae.